AUGGGUCUCACAUUCCAACUGAUACCAACUUUGUUCUGCCUGUUAACAUGUACUAGUGGUGUUGUCCACGGACAGAGAAGAAACUGCCGAAGCACGGUUAGAGAGAUCAUCCUCUCUGCGAGCUCUCUCACCACGAAAAAGUUUCUCUGCUCUGAGAUGGAAGUGCUAGACAUCUUUGAGGAUACAAAGAAUUCCAGUACUCGAAAGUUGUUACCUGAGAUGUCCUCAUGUUCUCAGCUGGCCAUGACAGUGAAUGACUUUGAAACACUAUGCAGAGCUGUCACUGUGCUUCAACAGGCCUCCAACAGCUGUCCAAGACAAGAGCUAAAGAAAAUGUGUAGAAACCUAAUGCAUUUAGUGAAUCAGACCAAAUGUCCUGUGAAUGAAACCAAGAUUACUAAAUUGCAAGAUUUCCUGAGCAAACUAAAAACCAUCAAUCAGAAGAUAUUUUCAAAAAGCACACAAUUUUAGAGAAUAAAUCUUAAUUUAUAAUUUUCUAAUAGUUAUAUAUUUUAAACAAUCUAUUUAUAUAUUUAUAAUGUAUAAUUAAAUAAAAUAUACAUUAAGGUUGA
Sarcophilus harrisii (Tasmanian devil) is the source of this 572-nucleotide messenger RNA. It is a transcript of the gene IL4, whose product is annotated as interleukin 4. Gene Ontology annotation, cellular component: extracellular region. Gene Ontology annotation, molecular function: growth factor activity; cytokine activity; interleukin-4 receptor binding. The transcript has 5 exons. The record is from RefSeq and is a predicted model, not a curated record. Gene Ontology annotation, biological process: positive regulation of cell population proliferation; negative regulation of macrophage activation; positive regulation of MHC class II biosynthetic process. Lineage: Eukaryota; Metazoa; Chordata; Mammalia; Dasyuromorphia; Dasyuridae. Bases 1 to 471 code for a protein of 156 amino acids.